UUUGCUGCUGCUGCUGCCGCCGCCUCCUCCUUUUCGCUGCUGCUGCUGCUGCUCUUUCUUUCUCCGACAGCCAUUUCGUGAGCACGUAUCGUGGGCACCGAGGACCCUGGAGCGCGGCGGUCACGUGUGGCCAGGGAUGUAAGAAGGUUUUCAUGUUUUCCAGUUAUAUUGAUUUUCAUUGUAAAAAGAGAAACAAUUGAAAACACCAAUCCUUGGUAUAACUUUUGUUCUCAUUAAGGGGCAUUAUGACUGAAGAGCAAUUUGUUAACAUUGAUUUAAAUGAUGAUAAUGUUUGCAGCAUAUGCAAAUUAGGAACAGAAAGAGAGACUCUUUCAUUCUGCCACAUUUGUUUCGAGCUAAGCAUUGAAGGAAUACCAAAGUCUGAUCUUCUGCAUACAAGAUCAUUAAGGGGACACAGAGACUGCUUUGAGAAAUUCCACUUAAUAGCAAACCAGAGUUGCCCACAAUCAAAAUUAUCUAAGAGUACAUAUGCAGAAGUAAAAAACAUUUUGAGCAAAAAAAUUAACUGGAUUAUACAGUAUGCACAAAACAAAGAUACGGAUUUGGAUUCAGAAAGUUCAAAACAGACACGGCACCGGAUUUUUAGCUUUAGACAUCAGAGAGAGAAAAAGUUACUUCCACAGUUUGAUUCCCAAGUCCCUAAAUAUUCUGCAAAAUGGAUAGAUGGAAGCUCUGGGAGUAUUACAAACUGUUCACAGAAUAUUCUAGAAUCAAGAGAACCCAGUGAUUUUAGAUUUGGCAUGUUGGAACAAAGAGGUGCUACAUUUUGUUGUAAUAACUCAUUAUGGUCUACUCAUAACCAGUCAUCAGAAUUGGGAAAAACUAAGAAAGAUCCAGUUAGCUGUCUACGAAGAUUUCCCCAGUACAGCAGAGAGCAAUUGAAUAUGAUGCCUCUAGGAGAAGUUGAACAGUUGAAUGGGAAACUACUCAAGCAAGUACAUGAUGUGUUUGAAGAAUUGACUAAGCAAGUACAAGAAAAAGACUCCUUGGCUUCAGAGCUUAAUGUCCGUCAUAUUGCUAUUGAGCAACUGCUAAAGAACUGUUCAAAACUGCCAUGUUUACAGAUGGGACGAGCAGCUAUGAAAUCCAAUGUAUCCAUAUAGCCAUGACAAACUUGCAUUUUCUACCUUUGUUUCUUUAUCUCAUAUCUAUAAGUUAGAUUUUGGGGAAAAAAGCUUGCACAUUUGAGCAGUAUUUUGGGGGGAAAAUUAAGCUUGUGGGUACACAGAGUGUUUCCAUUUUUAAAGAGGAAAAAUAGAUAUGGAUAGCAUUUUUAUUCUGAGCUUCAUAUCAUUUCCCGUAUUUAGUUGAACUGUGUGAAUCUUGAUACAGUGAGGCAACAUGUCUUAAAAGCACGGCUGUUUGAGCCUCCCACACUGUUUUAUGUGCAUGGACGUACAUGCCCAAACACCUUGCUAUGAUUGCCAUCUCUAUACUUUGAGCAGUGGAUUUGGAGGAGUGGUUUUGCAAAGCACUCCUCCAGAAGAUUUGCACAGCCUAAUAAUUAUUUUCCUUUGUCACCAAUUACCAAUAUUUCAGCUUCAUUUAACAAAUAAUUCUAACCACCUGUAAAUAACCUGUGAGAUAACAGGUAAAAUACAGUUUUAAGAAUUAAGAAAUAAUGGAACAACCAGUAUUCGUCUGCAUUUUUUUUUAUUUAUUGCAAGCAAUAUUUUAUUACUGAAUUUUAUAAAAAGAAACUAUUUUAGGUACUUUUCCAGAUCUUUUUAUAAAAGUUUUGAAUUAUAAAUAGCAUUUUGCCUGGUGUAAUGAGUGUUACUCUUUUUUCAGGUCAAUGUAAUUACCUUUCAUGAUGGAAGUUUUAAAAAAGCUCGUUCCCAAAGAUACAAUCUUAGUAGUUGUACUAUAUUACCUUUAAUUUUAAGAGUGUAGAAUUUUACCAGACAUAAGAAAUUCAAGCCAAGCACCUACUUUUGGAAUGAUGGUUCAUGCUUUGUUAAUAUAAGCAGAGCUCAACUUCAGUUUUGUAUGUGAAUUUCUAUUGUUUAAUAAAAGUAAAUGGCUUAAAAAAACCCUAUAAUACCUCAAAUUAAUUGUUAGUAAUACUUUAUGUCACUUGUGAACUUUAUAGAAACCAUGAAACUGUUAAAUACUAUCCUAGGUUAGGCUCCAAAGAUCCUACAAGAGAAAUGUUUUGUCUCUGAAUAUUGCCAGAAAAAAAGUAAAAUACACAAAUACUUGGUACUCAUGGGGAUAAAGUUGUAUAGGUUGAAAGCUGACGAGAAAUCUCAUUCUGGUAAAUACAUUCUUUUUGUAAAGCAGCAAUAUGAUUAUUUUGUGUGCUUUCAGACCUGAACUAAAAACAUUUCCAAUCACACUUCAUACUAACGCUUCACUUGUACAAGGUCUGGUCCAAAAUGCAAACAGAUCUGUCUGUGUGAUCCAUAGUUUUCAAAAAACGGGAUUCAAAUGCUGGAUUAUGCAGGAGCUAUAUAUAUCCCCUCUCAUGCAGACUGAAGAGGGCUGGGGCUGCACACAUGCUCUGUUCUCUAUAUAUUUAGAUAAUUGCCCAAAAUGGGCUUGAGUUUCAGAAAUAGUCUGUCCAGUGGGCAUUGCAAGCCUCUGUGAAGAUA
Python bivittatus (Burmese python) is the source of this 2615-nucleotide messenger RNA. It is a transcript of the gene CUNH21orf91, whose product is annotated as chromosome unknown C21orf91 homolog. NCBI's taxonomy places the organism in Eukaryota, Metazoa, Chordata, Lepidosauria, Squamata, Pythonidae. The record is from RefSeq and is a predicted model, not a curated record.